Varanus komodoensis (Komodo dragon) is the source of this 4452-nucleotide messenger RNA. RefSeq names its product nitric oxide synthase 2 (gene NOS2). NCBI's taxonomy places the organism in Eukaryota, Metazoa, Chordata, Lepidosauria, Squamata, Varanidae. The coding region runs from base 202 to 3678 and encodes 1158 amino acids. The transcript has 26 exons. Gene Ontology annotation, biological process: nitric oxide biosynthetic process. The record is from RefSeq and is a predicted model, not a curated record. Gene Ontology annotation, molecular function: nitric-oxide synthase activity; NADP binding; heme binding.
UAAGGUCAGAGUCUAAAAUACCUGCCUCACAGACAGCAGCGGAAAGUUUGAUGUUUGGGAGAGAUUUUUGAUUCGGUCCUUCUCUCUGGGAGCAAAAAACAGUAAUUCUUCAUUCCUGAAAAUGUUGUUUUAUCUCUUUCUUCACAGAAAGGUGUCCACCUGGUUAAACACGGUUUGAGUGCUGCCAAACAGUCUCCGAAUAUGAGGAAAAUGAUGUGCCCUUGGCAGUUACUUUUUAAGCCUCAAACCGGUAAAAACGAGUCCCAAGAAGAGAAGGAUAUUAACAAUAACAUGGAAAAAAACACCAGGAACAUUAAAAGUUCAGGAAAACAGGAAGGUGCUGUCGUAAAUGAAUUAUAUAGGAAACUGGACGCCAUCAUGCACAUUGAGACACCGAGGGAAAAACCUGUGCAAAAUAACUCCAGGGAAGCAAUUGGGUGCCUGAGGAACUUAAAAAUUAAAAACUGGGAAAACGGGUCGAGCUUCCAAGAUGUGCUGCACCACCAGGCAAAAGAGGUUCUGAACUGCCGCACCCGCGUUUGUCAGGGAUCUCUCAUGAACCCCCAAAGUUUGGUCAGGGGUCCCCGGGAUGGACCCAUCCCCAAAGAAGAAUUAUUAGUCCAGGCAAAAGAAUUCAUCAGUCAGUUCUAUGACGCAUCUAAAGAGCCACAACCCAACAAACUUGCUCGCUUGGAAGCAGUGGCUGAAGAGAUAGAGACAACAGGAAGCUAUCAGCUGACUGGGGAGGAACUCAACUUUGCGACAAAGCAGGCCUGGAGAAACGCCCCACGAUGUGUUGGGAGAAUCCAGUGGUCCAAUCUGCAGGUGUUUGAUGCUCGUAGUUGUUCCACUGCCAAGGAAAUGUUUGAGCACCUCUGUCGCCAUGUGCAAUAUUCAACAAAUGGAGGAAACAUAAGGUCGGCGAUCACCAUCUUUCCACAGAGAACCGAUGGGAAACAUGAUUUCCGGAUAUGGAACAGCCAGCUCAUCCGAUACGCUGGCUACCAAAUGCCUGAUGGUUCCAUCAUGGGAGAUCCAGCUACUGUGGCAUUCACCGAGCUCUGUAUCCAGCUUGGUUGGAAGCCCAGGUAUGGCCGCUUUGAUGUUCUUCCAUGGAUCCUCCAAGCCAACGGCCAAGACCCAGAACUAUUUGAACUGCCGCCAGAGCUUGUCCUUGAAGUGCCGAUAGAGCAUCCCACAUUCACCUGGUUCAAAGAGCUAGACUUGAAGUGGUACGCACUUCCAGCUGUCUCCAACAUGCUCCUUGAGGUUGGAGGGUUGGAGUUUACUGCUUGUCCCUUUAACGGCUGGUACAUGGCAACUGAGAUCGGGGUACGAGAUUUCUGUGAUGCUCACCGCUACAAUAUCCUGCAGGAUGUUGGGAAGCGGAUGGGCCUUGAAACAAACAAACUGUCCUCGCUGUGGAAGGACAAAGCUGUGAUCGAAGUAAACAUUGCUGUGUUGCACAGUUUUCAGAAACAAAACGUGACCAUCAUGGACCACCAUUCCGCCACGGAGUCUUUCAUGAAGUACAUGCAGAAUGAGUAUCGUCUCCGAGGCGGCUGCCCGGGUGACUGGGUAUGGCUUGUGCCUCCCAUCUCGGGAAGCAUCACCCCUGUGUUCCACCAGGAGAUGUUGAACUACAUCUUGUCGCCUUUCUAUUAUUACCAGGUGGAUGCAUGGAAAACACAUGUCUGGAAAGACGAGAGACGCAAACCAAGAAAAAGAGUGGUCAAGUUCUGCACUUGGGCCAAGGCGGUAUUUUUUGCAUCCUCGCUGAUGCGUAGAGCCGCCGCCACCAGGAUCAAAGUGACCAUCCUGUAUGCGACAGAAACAGGGAAAUCGGAAACCCUGGCCGGCCACCUGGGCGACGUCUUCAACUGUGCCUUCAAUACCAAGAUUACUUGUAUGGACAACUACGAUCCAGGGGACCUUGAGAAGGAAACUCUGCUCCUGGUGGUCACAAGUACCUUUGGAAAUGGUGACUCACCAAGCAACGGAAAAGCACUUCAGAAUUCCCUUCUCUCCAUGAAACAGCUGCAUAACAAAUUCAGAUAUGCCGUCUUUGGCUUGGGCUCAACCAUGUACCCAGACUUUUGUGCCUUCGCCCAUUCUGUGGAUCAAAAGCUCGCACAGCUAGGGGCGUGUCCAAUCGCCUCGAUAGGCCAAGGAGACGAACUCAAUGGUCAGGAGGAAGCAUUUCGUUCCUGGGCUGUUACCACAUUCAAGACUGCCUGUGAAAUUUUUGAUAUCCGCGGAAAGAACACGAUUGUGUUACCAAAAUUUUUCAUUUGUCAUGAAGCCUGGGACCCAAAAGAUUUCAGGAUCGUGUAUGAUUCCCAGCCACUGGAUUUGGGGAAAGCACUCCAUGGCAUCCAUGGGAAAAAUGUCAUUCCAAUGAAGCUUGAAUUUCGACAGAACCUGCAAAGUUCAAAUUCCAGCCGAACCACCGUCCUAAUUAAGCUUUCCUGUGAGGCCAGUCAGGAAACCGCACACCUCCCUGGAGACCAUCUUGGGAUCUUCCCCGAAAACCAAAAGUCCCUCGUGGAUGGCAUCAUUGCUCGUGUGGCGGAUGCACCUCCGUCUGAUGAGAUCAUUCGUCUGGAAACACGGCGGGAUUGUGGCUACUGGACCCCUGACAAAAGGUUUCCAGCGUGCACCUUUGCUCAGGCCUUGAUGCACUUCCUGGACAUCACGACUCCGCCUUCCCAACAACUUCUCAGAGCCCUUUCUCAGUUGGCAAAGGAAGAGAGCGAGAAAGAGCGGCUGGACCUCCUGAGCCACAGCCUGGAGGAGUACAACACAUGGAAGUUUUACAACAGCCCCACACUCUUGGAGGUCUUGGAGGAGUUCCCGUCUGUCCAGGUUUCUCCCUCUUUCUUGCUCUCCCAGCUGCCAUUGCUGAAGCCCCGCUAUUACUCUAUCAGCUCUUCACAAGACCAGGAACCUGGAGAGUUUCAUCUGACGGUCGCCGUGGUCACCUACCGGACCAGAGAUGGAAAAGGGGCACUACAUCACGGAGUAUGCAGCACCUGGCUGAACACCAUCAGCCCAAGGAAGACAAUCCACUGUUUUGUUCGCAGUGCCGAGGACUUCCAACUGCCAAAAGACCCCCAAACACCAUGUAUCCUAAUUGGGCCAGGCACAGGAAUUGCUCCGUUCAGAAGCUUCUGGCAACAACGGCUGUAUGACUUGGAAACAAAAGGAAUCAAAGGAAACGGCAUGAUUCUCUUGUUCGGCUGCCGAAACACCCACCUAGAUCACCUCUACAAAGACGAGAUGCAGGAAAUGCAUCAGAAAGGGGUCCUCCGAGAGGUCUAUACCGCUUACUCCAGAGAGCCUGGCUGUCCCAAGGUUUACGUCCAAGACCUCCUUCGGAGCAAGCUAGAAACAGAGGUGUGCCACAUCCUGCACAAACAAGGCGGUCAUCUUUAUGUCUGCGGUGACAUCCGGAUGGCCAGGGAAGUGGCGAAGGCCCUGAAGGAGAUAUUUGCAAAACUACUGGGCUUGACCAAAGAGCAGGCUGAAGAAUAUUGCUUCCAACUUAAGAGGCAGAAACGGUACCAUGAAGAUAUCUUUGGGGCGGUAUUUCCACAUGAAAGCCAAAAAGCAUCAGAAGAACUGGAACCCAAGACAGAUCCAAGCACCUGGAGAUCUGAAGAAGUGCUAGAAUUUUAGCCAUAACUUCUGCACAUUUGCUCCUGUUCUCUGCCAAAAGCAGGGGCCAAGUUUUGCUUUCCCUCCAAAAUUCGGGUGGGAGGAGCAGAAUUUGGCCUACAGAACACCCCCCUCCCCUUUAAAAACACUGUUUUAUUUAAUUCUAUUUAUUCGUUUAGUUCACAACUAUUUUAUGGGACAUUUACUAGCAGCCAGCCUCUUCCCUUUUUUAUUAUACUUUCUGUUGGACAAAGACUCCUACAUCAUCCAGUAGCGGAACCGUUUACCUUAAUAUUAUCAACUGCAUAAUUCCAAGAAAUCAAACGCUCCUGCUUGCCAGGGCAGUUACGGGCCGGGAUGCUGGGACCGUCCCGCCUGCACAACCUGUCGCACUCCACACCCAGGGCUCACGGGCUGAGCAGGAGUUCUCCCGGGCCGGGCCUUGAAGCUGAGGAUAAAGCCCAUUGCCUUGCUCUGGCCAGAUGUUAAUUAUCGGCUGGUGAGGCUGGAGGAGGAUUUUUUGUACAGUGCUAGAGGUGUUGAACUUGCUGCAUCCUGGCAGCGGGAUUCAGCUCUGGACAAGCUCUCAGAGCGUUGCACCCUAGAAUCUUGGGGUGCUCCUGCAGCUAUCACUGUCCUUCGAUGCCCGAAUUAUCUCCCACCUCCCAGUGCCUCGACCAACCUCAACUUAUUGCCAUCGGCUAGCACAAGUGCAAAUAUUUUGGGCCCCGGUCACUGCCCGCUGGGUUUCUUGGAAUGUGUGGCAUGCGAAGCCUGAGAAUUUCAGCUGCUGCA